Molecule: messenger RNA, 408 nt
Organism: Striga hermonthica
Lineage: Eukaryota; Viridiplantae; Streptophyta; Magnoliopsida; Lamiales; Orobanchaceae
Source: the annotation of a GenBank genome assembly
AUGGUGAAAUUCAUCAAGCCGAGCAAGGCGGUGAUACUCCUCCAGGGUCGCUACGCCGGCCACAAGGCCACCAUCCUCAAGAACUUCGACGACGGUACCCGCGACCGCCCUUACGGCCACUGCCUCGUCGCCGGCGUCGCCAAGUACCCGGCCAAGGUCAUCCGCAAGGACUCCGCCAAGAAGCAGGCGAAGAAAUCGCGCGUCAAGGCAUUCAUCAAGGUCGUUAACUACAGCCACAUCAUGCCCACGCGCUACACGCUCGACGUGGAUCUGAGGGAAUUCGCCGGCGCCGACGCGCUCGCGUCGCGCGACAAGAAGGUCACGGCGUGCAAGGAGAUCAAGGCCCGGUUCGAGGAGCGGUUCAAGACAGGCAAGAACCGCUGGUUUUUCUCCAAGCUCAGGUUCUGA